AAAUAAAAAUUUUUAAAGUAUUUUAUAAGAACUUAAAGCAAUUAAGUAUCAAAUUUUACAUUUAUAUAAUUAUUAUAAGAUAUGGAUGAAACUAGAGACCUGCAAAAUCAAAAUUCUUUGCCCAGAGGUUGUAAUGGCGAUGUUUUUCUAAGUCGUUUCGAAGACAUAUUCAACGAUGCUCAGAUCUCUGAUAUCGAAAAAGCAGGAUCCUUCACAAGAAGACUACCAGACGAAGAAUACAUCAAGCUCAAAUCGAUAUGUUCACCUACCGAUUUCAUCAAUCCAUCGAUAUUGAUUGAAAAAUUUAGGUUAUUACACCCGAGGAAAUCUACAAGUUCGAAAUUGUUAUUAUUCAAUGCAGCUGUACAAGGUAAAAGUGAAAGUUACAUCAAUUGGUGAAAAGACUGAAGAAGAAACAAGCGUAAAACAUUUGGAAAGACAAAGAGGCAUGAAAGUUGAAGAAAACAAACAGGUGGUCAGAUACGACGAUAGACAUAAUCCACGAUCGAAUAACGAUAACAGACAACUAUGGACUACGAGAAACAACAACU
This is a messenger RNA of Gordionus sp. m RMFG-2023, 551 nucleotides long. RefSeq lists its product as uncharacterized. The transcript has 3 exons. The record is from RefSeq and is a predicted model, not a curated record. Bases 82 to 399 code for a protein of 105 amino acids. Lineage: Eukaryota; Metazoa; Nematomorpha; Gordioida; Chordodea; Parachordodidae.